This is a messenger RNA of Penaeus vannamei (Pacific white shrimp), 2205 nucleotides long. The record is from RefSeq and is a predicted model, not a curated record. Lineage: Eukaryota; Metazoa; Arthropoda; Malacostraca; Decapoda; Penaeidae.
CCUCGGCUGAUGGCAGAUUUCCUUACAUUUUGUCUGAGUCUGCAGCCCCCAGGCCGCCGGCUUGCUGUAAGGUGGUCUAUCUUGGUGCAUCUCCUUCUCUGCUCUCUCCCGUGCUGGCAGCCCGUGCCGGAGGAUUGGAUCCUGUGCCUAGUCCUUUUUUAUUUUUUUUGGUUUUGAUUAUUCUUUUGUUUUCUAACGUACUAACGAGACAUUUUAAUGAACCUUUUAUUAGUUUUUACUCGUUUUAGUAUUCUAAAUAUUGUCUUUAUAAGUAUCGGUUCUAUUUCAUUUUUAAUUUCAGUUUUAGGAGAAACAUUUUGCCAAUUUUGUUUAGUCUGUUAAGUACGUUGCCUUUCUUUUCUGCAGCUUUCUUUCACUUUACUUUUGUCUAUAUUUAUUUGUUGUAUUUUUAAGUAUUAAUUUAAAGAAAAUAUCUAUUAUUGACGUUUGCAUCUGACGUCACUAGGACAAUGUAAAUCUUAAAGAAAUAAACAGAGAUGGAAAUGACGCCAGCGAGUGUUUCGCUCAGUCCUCCUGCGCGAGGAAUGGCCCGCAGCGUCGGCGCAAUUCGGCGACGGACGAAGGGAGCAGCGAGACCCGACCGCGAAGGAGAAGCUAAGUGCUCAAGUGCCUGACAUGCUCUGCUUCAGGUGUGGAUAUGAUUUUUUAAAAUUAUCUGAUUAUCGUUUGAUGAUGAACUUAGCUGGUGUUCUUCCUCUUUGUCUUUUUUUAUUUGUAGUAGGAAUCCUGAGUGAUCUUUUAGUUUUGUUUUUCUCAUUUGAGUUUCACCAGACCGUUUCAUGCAUGGAACUUUUAGGUUUCCGAAUUUUUAAAGGCAACUGUGAUGGUGUGGUGAGGCCUCCAGCCGCUUUGGAUCCUGCAUGCGGGAAUUAUGGCUAUGUUGUGGGCAUUCAGCACAUUUUCUUUUACAUCUUGUACUUUUAGGAUAUUUAAUGUAAUAGUAUUUUACGCAAUGGUCAGGCUGAACAUUGGAAAGAGAAUAGCACGCUGGAACACCCAUGUAAAUGAUUCAGUGUCCCCCACGCUGCCACUUGAGGGAAUCUGAAUCGGCAGAGGCUAACCAGGCCUUCUGCGCCUACGUCCCUCGCCAGCAUCACGAGAGGGCGACUUCAUGUACAUCGACUUGAGGACCUGGGGCGGGACCCCUGGGUUGACGGAGAUCACAGCACACAGGCAUGGUGGCCCAGCCCAACCAGGUGGCCCAGCACAGUGGAGCCCCUGGCCCACCUCCUGUCAUGGGUCCUCCUGGGCAACCAGGUCAGCCUGGACAGCCUGGGCAGCCUGGCACGCAGCCACAGAGGAAUGCCACCCAGGCUCUGCAGCAGCUCCUACAAACCUUGAAGAACCCAUCAAGCCAGCACCAGCAGUCAGAGGUCCUACAUAUACUCAAAACGCACCCUCAGCUGAUGGCAGCUUUCAUCAGACAUCGUCAGAUUCAGCAGCAGAGUCAGCAGCCCCCACAACCAAAUCCUCAGCAACCCCCUCAGCAACCCCCACAGGGACCAGGUGGCCAGCCAGGCAUGAUCGCUCCAUGUGGGAGCAUGCCUGGGACUGUGCAAGGCUCCAUGCAGCUCACAGGCAUAAGACAAGAAUCCACAGGUCAGAAGGGAGGUCAAGACUGGGAAACUGACCAUCUUCCUUGCGGCAACCGUUGACCCUCGACCCUCGCCUGCUCCUAGCCUAGGGAAGCAGCCUUCGCCCGCCCCUGCCUGGCCGAGGGAAGCACUCCUUCGGGCCGCCCCUGCCUGGCCGAGGGAAGCACUCCUUCGGGCCGCCCCCCCCUCCCCCCGCCGGCGAACCCGGGGCGGGCCAGGCUGAUCACCAGCUGACCCGGAGGAGGAGCUUGCCUGGCCUGCACUUGCCCCAAUCCAGGGCAGGGUGGAUCUGGACCUCCCCCUCCCCCUCCCGGACGGGCGUUGCCUGAGACAGGUCAGGGCAGUUCUGGACAUACUUCUCAUCACUCGAGUUCUGGGCUCAGCCGGAACAACACUCCUCGCUCCAAGCUCUUUGAUAUGUGUCAUACUCGGCGUACUGGCGUGAUAGUAUUACCUUAGUUCAUGACAUAUAUACUUGUUGUAGGACUUGUACUUUGUGCGUUAGUUCAUGACGUAUUUAUAUAUUUGCUGUAGGACUUACAAUUGUGCAUUGUAGUUGUUGACGUUAUAAUAUAUUAUAUUAAUUGUU